CUUUCGUUUUCUGCUCAUUAUUACGAUAAACACCGUCCUCGGUGUGUAUGUUUCUUGUCAUACUGUGAAGUACAUAACUUACCAACGGGAGGGAAAAUUGCAGGGAUAUUUAUACCUGAACUGAGUAACGCUGGCGCUAUCUUAUGAUUUGCCAUGGAACACUGAACGUGUUUGAACGUCCUGACGGUAAAACUGCACAAACAGUGGAGCCAGUAGUCCAGAGCAGAUCAAUGGACGAGGAGUAUCCCUUCAGUCCCGUUGAAGAGCCUGCAGAUGAAAGCGAUGGACCAAGCGUCGAAAAGACAAGCCCUGAAGUGGAAAGCACUGAACAGAUACUGCAAUUGGAGGAAAGUCCUGUGUUAGAUUAUGUAGACGAGAUCAAGGAUGAGACAAAGGAUGACCCUCAAGCCUUUGAACCUCCUCUUGACUGGCUUGAACCCCUGGAAGAUGAUGAUGAUGACGAUGAGGAGGGGAGCCUUGGAGGAGAGAGUGAGAUAAGCGUGAAUGUCGGGACCACUGGGAAGAAACGCAAAAAGGGUCCACUUUUUCACCUACCUCGUGGUAAAAGAUCGCAUCCUGAUGAAGGGUGGGAGGAGUGGCCUUUGCUUGGAGAUGGCUGGAAACGCAAAGAAGUUGUUCGACGUUCAGGUUCAAGCAUUGGCCAAAAAGAUGUUUAUUAUUUAAGCCCGAGGGGUGACCGUGUGAGAAGUAGAGUCGAACUGGUAUCGGUGAUGGCUGGUGCACUUGACCUUUCACAAUUUGAAUACAAGACAGGGCUCUUUCUUAACGGACAAGUACCCAAAAGACGUAGAAAAAAGAAAAAAGUACGGGAGCGGUCGUCUUCAGAGUCAAGCUGGUUAGAGAGAGGGGAUGGUGCCGACACUCCAGACUCCAUCCACCGGCUUACGCCCAACUUGGUGACAAAAACCUCUCAACAAAACCUAACCUGUUUCUUGUUACCGAAACACACGGAGACCACAGUCAAGCCUGAACCACCCAAUGGAGAUAGUAUCAAACUCCCUCUUCCUUCGGCAUCCAGGCACACCCCUCUUCCCGCCAUAAACGGAGAAGCUGCAAGUCAGGAAAGCAUUCUAGAAUGUUCCAGAUGUGGAAUUUCCUUCACGGGAACCAAGUAUGACAAGAAGAGGAAGAAGCCUUGCUGCGCCUCCUGCUGGGCCUUCAAGACUAAAGAACAUCCUAUGAUUCGCUUUCGAAAGUGGAUUCCCUGUGGUCAGUGCAUGGGAUGCCUUACAACAGUGAAUUGUGGGCAGUGUGCAAACUGCAGAAAUGGAUUCCAAGGGACGGAGCUUCGAAAGCGCAUAUGCAGCAAACGCAGAUGUUCAUGUCCCAUCCGUAAGGGCCUAGCUGUCAACCCCGCAGUAAAGAAGGCAGAAGUGGAAGAAGUUGAGGACAUCAGUAACCAGUUCCAGCCAACUCCAACAGAGUGUGUCACUCUGAAAAGCAGUGACACAGAAAAUGUUUCCCUAAACCCGGAUCCAGAGGACGAUGAAGACAUGUCAACUGACGAUGAUGAUGAUUGGCAUAAGAAGCGAAAGCGGCGUGCCUGCGGGGAAUGUAAAGCCUGUCUCUGCAGGAGAGACUGUGGCACAUGUGACUUCUGUGUUGACAAACCCAAGUUUGGUGGCAGCAACAAAAAGAGACAGAAAUGUCGACUACGUCAGUGUCAAAGGCAGGCCAUGAGGCAUUUGCUUCCUGCAGAGAUGGAAAUUGAGUUUGGAGCAGAUAGCUCGCUGCUGCCUGGAAGACCACGACCUCACUACACUUACAGUCGAAAGUCGACCGCCAAGAAGAACAAGCCGCACGCUGAAAUAGACCUCACUGACAACGAAGAUGAAGACACAGGUUUUUUGCAGCAGAAUUACUGGCCCUUGCCACCUGAAAGCAACGACUUGAAAAGCCAAUCGUGUAUGCAGAUGAAUCAUUCGGAAAUUAUGGAGCUGAACGGAGUGGAGGAGUUAUUUUCACAUGCCAACAUCCGUGACAGCAGUUAUAAUUGCGGAGGUUCUGUCAUGACUCACUGUUCUGACGGUUACAGGUUUGAUUCACUCAUGAACCAACAGGACCAGCCACGUAAAAGAAAUGAAGGCAGAACAUUUAAAAGCAAAGAUGGUCUGAAUCUGGUUUUGAAUAACAUGGAAGAGCAGGACGAGCGGGAAGACGAGGACGACUUUCCAAUGAUCACACAUAUCUUCAGUUUGGCGGAUCGAUCGAACGGUGGUGGGGACCAAAACCAGCUGGCCAAACUCCUGAAGUCUCUCCAAGAGGCGGACCUGCCAGUGCUGUGGUACGCCAUCAUGGUGGACGGGCCGCUGCUGCAGAUCAUCCAGUGUUCCAAAAAGUCCAGCAUGGCCGACACCAUGGUGCUGAUCGACACAGCCUUCCACUUUCAGAUCACCGUUCAGAAGCAGCCGCUGCUGCCCACCCACUGGCUCUACGACGACUUCCCGGCACGCCUCACCUGCGUGGCCGAGGUGGUCAAUCUGCUGACAGCCCUGGAGAAAUACUCGGUCUGCCACGGACUCCCGCCCAAAGACACGUACUCCAGUCUGCAGCCCAUCACACUGGAGCGAGCGUCGACGUGCCAUUUUGUAGUCAAGAAGAACGUCGGCGUCUGUUCGAACUGUAAACUUCUCUGCGAAUGAGGACACUCUGCCGCAAAGAGACAGCAUUUCGGUACAGUAUUGUACCACUGGAAGUGGGUUCCACAUGUGCUACAGUGACACUUACAGGUUUACCUCUGACUGUUAGUAGGAGUUGAAGAAUCACCAAAGGCAUUCCAUGAGCUGAGAGGCUGGAACACAGCCAGUGAUGUUCUCGUCAUCAUUGUUGUUUUGUUUCUGCAGCAGGAGAUGCGCUUUUACUUGAGGAACACUUACCGUUAUUGUGCUACUAGUUGAUACAUGACAAGAAUGUGAACAUAAUGGCAUGUUGCCUACCCUGACAUUCAUUCACUCAUUUUAUUUGUCCUUAGCUCAAAAUAUGCAAGUAUUCAGUGGAUUCCAUGUUCUGUCUCCAAUCCAGCGCCAACGUAAGCUGCUUUGUUCUCAGUAUGGUUUGCUGCUUCAUAAGGACACAGCAGUUUUAACAUCAUUUCAAUGUUAUGUUUUUUUUUUUUUUUAAGUGACAAAUUGAGUCUCUUACAAUGACAGUUUUAUAUUUAUUCAGGACAUAAGAGUGUUGAAAUGGAAACUGAAAUCUUCUUUUGCUGAUUCAUGACAUUAAAGAAGGCUGAAAUGUUUCAACUCAGUUUUAAUAGUGGUUUUCAAUGAACAUGUCGUUGUUGUUAAAGUGGUUUGGAAGAAUUGGAUCCUGUUUGAUAAAGUCAUUGGAAAAGACCUGUAAACGUCUCAUGCUGUCAAAAGGUCACUUGUGGUGACCCAGCUGGCUCCGUUUGGAGUGACUGCUUGAACAACUGCUGCUGCUUUAAAGGCCGCAGCUGAACGACGCAGACGUGAGGAGAAAGCCAGUCGAGUGGUCUGUGGAAGUGAUUUUUACGUGGGGGACAAAGACCUGCAAAUUGCCCUGUCGUGGC
Messenger RNA from Synchiropus splendidus (mandarinfish), 3553 nucleotides. RefSeq names its product methyl-CpG binding domain protein 1b (gene mbd1b). Lineage: Eukaryota; Metazoa; Chordata; Actinopteri; Syngnathiformes; Callionymidae. The transcript has 18 exons. Gene Ontology annotation, molecular function: DNA binding; zinc ion binding. Bases 144 to 2663 code for a protein of 839 amino acids. The record is from RefSeq and is a predicted model, not a curated record.